This is a messenger RNA of Folsomia candida, 5889 nucleotides long. Its product is annotated as titin. The transcript has 9 exons. Bases 1256 to 5236 code for a protein of 1326 amino acids. Lineage: Eukaryota; Metazoa; Arthropoda; Collembola; Entomobryomorpha; Isotomidae. The record is from RefSeq and is a predicted model, not a curated record.
AGACUCGACUAUUAGGUUUGGUGUGAUAUGAUAGUAAGCAUAGGAAAUAAGAGAGCACCACCAAAGCAAAAAGUAUAGUAGAACCAUUGAUGAGAGAGAGAAGAGGAUAUUACACUCUCUUCUUUAUACACAUACAUAUACACCACUUACUUAUUAUACGAGUCCUUAUUACACAACAACCCCAAAAGUAAGGUCACCUACCUACCCAACUUAUAAUUAAAACUUUUUGGUAAAAUUUUUUUUAAAAAACGAACCUAUGUGCAAUGGGAGUUGAGGAGGAUUAAAAAAUUAUAAUAAUCGUCAUCAUCAUCAUAGUCAAACUAUUGAUCUAUUUCUGCUACUGGAGGAGGAGGGGUAGGAUGCACACGUAGUAUACGCAUAAACUAUUUAACGAGGAUUGAGCAAUUGUGCGUCAGUAAGUUAAACGGUGGAGAAGAUAUAACUAAAGAAUGAAACUACUUGUUUAACUUUACGGGUAGACUGUAUUUUUUUGAGGGAAUCGACAUGUAGUCUGAUAAAGAUUUAUUGAAUUACUUUACGAGGUACUACGUAUUUAGCGAAUUUUUUGGCUGGUAUAAGAUUACCAAUUAGUUAAGUAAAAUAGGGGAGAAGAGAGAUUAAGAGGAAAAGAAAUGUACAAAUAAGAUAGAAAAUAUAACUGUUGUUUGCCCACACCACUUCUUUUACUGACUUACUUAUUACUUACUCUGCUAGCUAUAAAGAGAUUGCAUUUAAAGUUGUAAAAGCAAACCCGUUAAAAGCAGCCACAUUUUGUAUGUACCUUAUUCUCUCACAUACUUGGAUACGAAUACGUAUACCUAAAAGUUGCUUAGUUUUUGGGCUUGUCACGUACGUUAUCACUUAAACGAUAAGAGCUCAACCUUUGGUUUAACACGCCUGGUUUGGUGUAAUGAAAUCGAGUACUUUUAAUCAUCAUAUACGAGACAGACGAAAUCUACAUUUCCAGCAUAUUUGAUCAAUCAGUUAUCACUUUUGGUUCAGAAUAAGAGUCGUGAUUAAAAAACUUUGCUACGUAUGUACCAACACAUUUGCAUUUGUUGAACAUGAUUUACACUAAAUAAUAAGAAGAAGAAAGUGAUGAAAUGACGUUGUAAAGUGUGUGUGGUGUGCAUACCCAAAAAUCGUACAGUAAUGGUGUUCACUAAUACAUAAUUAAUUUAAUGGGACAAAGUGCUGAAACAUUGUUUAAACUCUUGGAAUAAGAGUUGACCACGUAAAAACUUCCAAACUGGAAAUGCCCGACGGAGUUAGAAAUAACGGAAUUGAUAACUCAAUCUCAGUCAAGAACUUUCUCUCUGGUGGUGACGAUGAAGAGGAAGAAGGCAAUAUACCCAGGAUUAUUACUAGCAUGGAUACAAAUGGUGGUGUGAUGACGCCGAUAUCGGGAGAAAAUGAUGUCGGGAAGAUUAAGGGUAGGAAUAAUAAGUUGCCCUUAACUGCACCAAAUAGUCUCAACUUGUUUGAUCUCAUAAAAACUGGAGCAAUGGUUGGCGAGAAGAACGGGAAUUCCAGUCCGAAACUGCGACUUUCUUCCGGUCCUCGCGACUCUGACUACGUGAUUUUAGUACUUAAUCAAAAGCAACGGGAGGAUGACGAGGUGAACAUGCUGAUCGACAGAUUAAGAGAGAAUGGUGUCACGUGCUUAUUUAUGAAGAAUAAUGGGACCAAUAAUAACACCACGACGGCCAAAUCUCCUACACCUUCAUCCCUCCUGAUGCCCCCGCUUGACGAAGUGCCGGAAGUAGUUACCACCACCACGACGAGCAGCAGUAGUCCUACCAAAUCUCCAUUAUUCCUCUCUUCUCCGGAUAGAAAGUCUCCAGAAAAAGUACAAAAUGGAAAGAGUUCUUGCGGUUGUCUGUGCAAGUGCAAUGGUGGCGGCGUUUGUGUGAGUAGAACUUGUCUACAAAUUAGCAGUAGUGGUGGCAGUGCAAUUAGUGAUAAGAAGGGAAAUCUUGGUGUUCCUCCAAAGGUUUCCACGAAUUCGAGUUCAAAUCAUUCACAAACUCUGAAAGAGACAAUUUCCGUUCCUCCAUUAAUUCUCCGCCUACCAAUCCCCGUCCUCAAUAUUACGCCCAAAGAUUCUCAACCCGUAUCAGAAAAAUCAGUGGCGGAGAAAGUCAAGGAGGAGGAGGAGGUAAAGACGCUGGACGAUGUCGAGGAGAAAGUUUUGCCUCCUCCGGAAGAAGUCGAUCCUCCGACUUUGUCGUCGAAUAAGAGAAAGCGGAAACGAAGAAGGAAAUAUCCAUAUGUGGUUCGAAAGCCUGUUAAAAAGCGAAGGGUCGCGUAUGAUGAGCUUAAUGUUGAGAGUAGUAGUGCUCCAAUUACGAGUGAACUUGAUACUACCGAAAUAGGAGGACUUUCUCCAGAACUUUCUCCAGCAGCAGAAGCAGAAGUCACUCUUAUUACUCCCCCCAUCGUUGCUUUCACAUCUUCACCACCAACUACUCAAAAACCAAAACGUGUUCAAAAUAUAAUCAAACCUAAAGCGAAACUUGGUCGGCCCCCGAAAUCGAAAUCGAAACCAAAACCUCGGCCUAAACAUGUAAAGCUCACACCGGGACGAAAAUCAAAAUCUAAACUGAACGGACUUUCACCCUCUUCUUCUCUUCCAGUCAUUCAAUCACAACCACUCCUACUUUCAUCCUCUUCUUCCUCGGACGAUCCAUACGUAUUUAUUCCCGACGAGUUUGACGAUUUUGAACCCGUUCCGAAACUAUUUUCGCCAAAAAGUGGGCGAAAAAAUGGUCUCUGUUCGCCCAACAAUGGCUUCGUCUCCGUGCCGUCCAGCUCGCCUACGAUACUUUCAGUCCCACUUUCUUCAUUGUCUCCAACUCGUCUCAAUCAACCACUCAUUAGUCCCUCUGCUCCUCCCACCAUUCCCCCAAAAAAGGAAAAAGAGCCCCCAAAAAUUGAGGUACCAAUCGCAUCUCCUCCUCCACCUCCCACCAUUCCCGUAAAAAAGGAAAAAGAACCCCCAAAAAUCGAGGCACCAAUCGCCUCACCUCCACCUCCUCCUAAGGAAGAAAGCAGUAACCCCACCACCACCACGACCUCCUUGUCCUCCGAACUUAAAAAGAAGACCAAGCGAAAGAGAAAGAACGAGGUGUGUCAACUUUUACAGUGGGCAAUUAUUUCCCCGAGACCUUCCACCCCAAGAUCUACUCUGAUCACUGCUUUCCUUCCCAAGGAGUCGGCAACCAAGGAUGCCACUAAAGACCAGUCAUCACCAUCAGCAUCAUUAACCAGCCCCUCAACUAUUCCCCUCCCACCACCACCACCACCACCACCACCAAUUUCUGAUAUUACUCCGCCGUCAAACGAGGAGAAGAAAAAAGGCGACAAGGAAACGUUUGUGCAAUCAAGCACGAGUAUUGCUCAUGCAGCAGAGGACAGAGCCACGCAGCACAGAGACGACGACACCACUCCGCUCGCUCAAUUACUGGAAAAAGAUAAAUUAAAAGAGGUUGUCCAAGAAGAAAUUAAGGAGGAUAAGGCAGUUGUUGAUCUCGAUAAGGACGGUGUGGUGCUUAUCAAUAACGACAGCAUGCCACUCCCCUUCGUUCGAGUCCCCUGGGGAGGAAGGAGGGGUAAGGGGAAGGUGGUAAAGCGGAAGAGGAAGAAGCGAUCUGAGCUGCAUUACAAAAAGUCGAAAAAGUCAAAAAUUUCUAAUUCCAAUAAAUCCUGUGUUCAACAUAAAGAGAUCUCAAAUUUACUACGAGAAAAAGAGGAGGUGAAAGCGGGUGAAAGUGGGAAUGUGAAUGAAAAAGGCCGAGUUCUUUCGCCGAAAAAAUUGGGCAAGCCCUUAUCAACUAUGGAUAAGGACCACACCCCGAACUUGAGGGAGGACGCUGAGAAGAUUAUAAAACUCGAGGAUGUGGUUGAUAACGACGCAGGAGUGAUUACGAAAUGUGAGUCAAGCAUAAAAGGUGAAAGCAGUGAGUCUGCCCCUCCUUCAACCGAGCUUCUUCCUACCGAGCUUCCUACCCCCAUUCAGAAAAUGUUACCCCCACCGACGAAAGUAGCAGUGGACGAGGUAUGGAAGGUUCCCGCAGACCCCGUCCCGUCCACUUCUGGUGCUUCUACUACAGACUCCCCCCAAGUUCCCAACAACUUUCUCGACGCCAUGCAACUCCGUCGCCCUUCGUUCUACUCUCUGAUCGCGGGAAAUGUUCGGAACAAUAUGGAAAACUUUUUGGAUGGGCGACCUGCCUCCUCAACUUCCGGAGAAGGAGGGAACAGUGGGGCAAAAACGAAGCGGAAACGGAGACCCCGUCCCCGCAACGGGUUCCUCCUUCAUCACGGCGACAACUUUCCUGAGGAUCCCGAAGCUCCGUACAAACUCCACUUGGCGACACAAAUCAUUCUCAAGCUGAACAGGCGCCGGUCUAAAUUUAAGCCGAAGGAGGACAAGGGAAAAUCCCUCCUCUCCUAUCUGAAGUUGGUGCCUAAGAGGGUUAGUCGGACGUCGAAAGCAUCCGCCCCCGUCGCCAUACCGGAAGACUCCAUCACGGAAAACGUUCCGACCGAGGAGGAAAUGAAUGCUAGGAUCACAUCAGUUUUUUCGGGCGAGUGGGUGCAACCGAGGAACUACGUCUGUAAUAUUUGUGGCCAUGUGGAGAAGGACUUUUGGGAUAUGGUUCACCACAAGGGGGAAAUUCAUCCAGGGAUUGUCGUGACGCAUGUCGAGUUACCAGACAUGCCACCAGAAGGGUUUCGCGUUCCUCCACCCAUCCCAUCAAGCGCGAGCGUCCCAACAACACCACCACCGUGUACAAAAUGCUCUGCAACUUUUAGCACUUAUCCUGAUCUCCACCUCCACAUUUUCGAAUGUGCUGGCAACACCACGUGGUUGAACGAACUUAAAGAAGAGACUCAGCCCCAGAGGAAGAAGAAGUCGAAACGGAAGCGUGGUUUCAACCGAUUUAAACGGCGUCUCUCCAACACGCCGAGAAAGUGUAAUCCGCGAUUGAAGACGGAAUCAUCCCCCCACAAACGUCGAACCGUGGACGUGUUCAAGUGCGAAUUUUGCACUCGAGAAUUCAAGACUGAGGGCUGGCUUAAGAAUCACCUAACAACUCACUCCUUACCAAUUUCGAUCCCGUUGGAUAAGUUGAAACAGUCACUGCCACAACGUGCCUCCUCCACCAUCGGACGUCGAAGCGUAGUUCAAAACCUACUGGCUAACGGAAAUUUCAAAAAUGUAAAAGAUUAACCAAUUCUCGAUUUGUUAACUGGGCCCAUUUCUUACUAAAAAGUAAACAUGUUUAGUAUCUGCGUAUUUCGAAAAACUUAUAACAAGUUCCGUCCGUCCCGUUAAAUAUUAAAAACUUCGAGUGUAUGGACGUUACAAAAUUUUUAAAAAAUAUUGAAAAUUACCUCAAACAAAAAUAUGUACGUAACUUGGUUUCUUUCCGAGCUGUUCAUUGUUCUUUAUAAAAGUAUGUAAACUUUAUGAUUAUUAAAGGCAGCUCAGUUAUUUAUUGCUAAAAAUAUUGUGGUGUUAGAGUGGAUCAGAUUAAUUAGUAAUCACUGUCGUUGUUGCCACUAUUUUCUAAAUUGUUACAUAAUAACUUGUGUAAAUUUUAAUACGUAUAAAAAAAUGGAAACUGUGUGAUUUCGUAUUACGGGAAGGAUAAAAGCAUAAAAAUAUGUGUGUAGCCUGUUCAUUUUGCUAUGAUUCGAGUCAACUAAUUUAUAGAAUGUACUUUUAGUAACCGUGUAGUAUUGAGAAAUGUAGUGUGCAUUUUUUUAUUUUCUACCUAUCCAAUACGUAAAUAUAUGUAUUAUAUGUGUUGCGAUUUAUAAAGAUGUCAAGAGAAAAAUGUUCGAGAGAAAUAAAUCGGCCAAGAAAAUAUCUAAAAUCUA